AUGCAGUCUUUUGCUGUCUUCUUCGUGAUUGGCGUUCUUGCGCAACAGACGUUCGCUGACGAGCCCGAAGCGAUCGUCGGCGGUACGCUUGCCUCGUUGGGCGAAUUCCCGUGGCAAAUUUCCUUGCAACAAAACGGUCAACACAUUUGCGGUGGUUCCAUCAUUGGCCCCACAAAAAUUUUGACCGCCGCUCAUUGUGUGAAGAACAUAUUUUUUCCACCCUACUCCAAUUGCCGCGUUGUCACUGGAAGUACUAAAGUCGAUCAAGGACAAUCUCACACUGUGAAGAGUAUCCGCAUACAUCCUUAUUAUGCAGAUAGCGUGCUGAGAUCUUGGGAGAAUGACAUCGCUGUGAUCACCCUCAAUGCUCCGAUACAGUACAACAAAUAUCAGUCUGCUGUCACUUUGGCCAAGAAACCGCCAGUUCCCGGCACGCAGUGCUCCUUGUCCGGAUGGGGUUUGAUAAGAGCAAAUGGACCGGCCCCCAAGGAUCUUCUCAAGAUGAACCAGGUCAUAGUCGGUCAGAAUGAAUGCCAGGAAUAUCACAGAACUAUGCGCAUUUAUAAUAGCCACUUGUGCGGAUUUAAUCAACGGGGAAUCGGCGCUUGUCAGGGUGACAGCGGCGGUCCGUUCGUCUGCAACGGCGAGCAGUACGGUAUUACUUCCUGGUCUCGUCCUUGCGCUGUCGGUGUUCCUGAUGUCUACACCAGCGUGUAUCAUCAGCUUGGCUUUAUCCAGGAAUCGUAAACAUAGAGAUCGUUGGCACAAAGAUCUAUGAUGGAUAAAUCGGCUUAUUUGAACCACGUCAACUCGUGUCAAUGCAAUCGAUAAAAUACGUGUCGUGAUAUUGAGCGACAUGUAUCGAUAGCAUCCUUAGAAUAAGAGAAACUCUGUAUUUUACAUGCUAACAAAAAAAAUAA
Messenger RNA from Linepithema humile (Argentine ant), 920 nucleotides. Its product is annotated as transmembrane protease serine 9-like. Gene Ontology annotation, biological process: proteolysis. Gene Ontology annotation, molecular function: serine-type endopeptidase activity. The record is from RefSeq and is a predicted model, not a curated record. Lineage: Eukaryota; Metazoa; Arthropoda; Insecta; Hymenoptera; Formicidae.